Pseudomassariella vexata is the source of this 1121-nucleotide messenger RNA. RefSeq lists its product as uncharacterized. The transcript has a single exon. NCBI's taxonomy places the organism in Eukaryota, Fungi, Ascomycota, Sordariomycetes, Amphisphaeriales, Pseudomassariaceae. The record is from RefSeq and is a predicted model, not a curated record. Bases 379 to 699 code for a protein of 106 amino acids.
ACUUAGACUAAACAUAUAAGGCGUUGAGUAUUGGGAAAGCAUGUUUAGAAAGUAGUCAAGGGCUGAGGUUCCUCCGAAGGACAGCUUCAUUAUUUUCAAUAAGGGUGACUGAGCCGUUGGACUAGAGGGCUCAAAUGCCAAAUGAAAGCCUCGGUGACUUUGGCCGCAUUCUAUUGGGCUAUGGAAUCGUCCCUCUUUGUACUAACCGUCCCAAUACCACGUCAACAAAAAUGAAUUCUAGACACUAGCAACCAGUGUGAUAGAAUUAAGCGUGUUUCCCCUUUGGAGACGAAGAAGAAAAGGGUUACUAUGGAACCAGGUCGGCGCAGACUACGCUUGGGUGUAAAUCAAAGCGAUCUCCGGGUAUCCAACUCCUGAAUGAGUCGAGAACAAAAUAGCCAGCGUGUGUUCCAUCUAUUCAUUCAAAUCUGCUGCCUCAUCCUAGUAGUCCUCCAAAGGCUCGUGGCACAAUCCCGCGAACCUCGCUUGUGUAACUCCUUCAUAGCGGAGCAACAGAAGAAUGAGAUAAUGAGACUCGUUUCUCCUCAUCUCAGGUGUAAUGCGUGUUUCUUCUUUGUAGACAGGAACAAUCUUUCAAGUCCGGGACGGUUGGUUCAUGAAGCCACUGUAAUGCAGCUUCUUCGGCUCCUUGCCGUGCUCGCGGUCGCAUUUGACGGUUGGCGGCUCGCCAAUCUCUGAGAGCGCCGUCCUCACCUUUUGGCGCAAGGAGCGGUUGGUUUUGGGGUCUGAGGGGCUCGCAUCGUUCUUGUCGAAGGAGUAGGCUGUUGACUCCGAGAAGGUGGAUGCGGCGUACGUGGAUUGGGAAGGCAUAGUGGCCUUUUUGGCUGAUGUGGUGUUAUUGGAAAAGGGGAUUGGGUAUAUGAUGCCGAAUGGAUUGAUAUAAGUGGAUGUGUGAUAAUUUCAAGUCGAUGCCGACUAGUAAGGUUUAAUGUGUUGCUAGUGAUGACAGUGGUGAUGAAAGUGAGGCAGGCAGACAGGCAAGCAGGCUACUUAUACGCCUCGAUACUUCAUGACUUGAAGUCGCAAAAAGCGCGAAAUCUUUACAGCACACGUCCAAUAAAGUCCUGGGCCCAGAUAUGUGCACGCUUGUACAUAGUUCU